Molecule: messenger RNA, 3553 nt
Organism: Perognathus longimembris pacificus (Pacific pocket mouse)
Lineage: Eukaryota; Metazoa; Chordata; Mammalia; Rodentia; Heteromyidae
Gene: Extl3
Product: exostosin like glycosyltransferase 3
Exons: 6
Coding region: 623-3382 (919 amino acids)
Cellular component (GO): membrane
Molecular function (GO): glycosyltransferase activity
Source: RefSeq, a predicted model, not a curated record
CGGCGGCCGGGUCGGAAAUGGCGGCCGGCCGGCAGGGGGAGCGGGGGCCCCGGCGCGGCCUGGGCGGCGCGCGGCCGGCGGCCACGGCGGCUUCUGGGAAGCCGAGUUUCGCGCGGGCGGCGGCGGCUCGACCCUGACCUGGAAGCCGGCUUGACUGUUGGCAGUGACAUGGAUAAGAGGCUGGCAUUUCUAACUGCCAGCUACUGUAUAACUUGACUAGAAACUAUGCACAUUGGUUGGUCAGCAAAACCCAGGAACAAAAGCUAUGGCAGGUGAAGUGGUCUCCCUGAUCGCAGACCAUGGUUCCCCGGCUUCGUCCACAGACGCCUCCUCCACUUCCCCUCGGCCAUGUGGCACUGUUUACUGUUUGGUGAAGACUAAGAAGGACACGACGAUCUCUGGCCAACAGCCAGGACUUAACGCAUACCGGCAUAGGGUCAGAGACCAUCUCAUUCAAAGCCAAGGAAAAUGAAGCUUGCAUUGCGUUCGGUGCCUUGUGUAGGGAAUGCACGAACAUUUCUGGAAGCGCAUGCUUGAAAAGGGGCUCAGUUUUGUUCAGCAGGAACCCGGCUAUGGCGAGUGACCCGAUGUGAUCAGAAGGGGCGAGAGCCUUGGGGUACUCAUGACGGGGUAUACCAUGUUGCGGAAUGGGGGCGUGGGGAACGGAGGUCAGACCUGUAUGUUGCGCUGGUCCAACCGUAUCCGGCUCACGUGGCUCAGUUUCCUGCUCUUCGUCAUUCUGGUGUUCUUCCCGCUCAUUGCUCACUAUUACCUCACCACUCUGGAUGAGGCUGAUGAGGCAGGCAAGCGGAUUUUUGGUCCGAGGGCUGGUAACGAGCUGUGCGAGGUCAAGCACGUGCUGGACCUCUGUCGCAUCCGCGAGUCUGUGAGUGAGGAACUCUUACAGCUGGAGGCCAAGCGGCAGGAGCUCAACAGCGAGAUCGCCAAGCUGAACCUGAAGAUCGAGGCCUGCAAGAAGAGCAUCGAGAACGCCAAGCAGGACCUGCUGCAGCUCAAGAACGUCAUUAGCCAGACUGAGCACUCCUACAAAGAGCUCAUGGCCCAGAAUCAGCCCAAGCUUUCCCUGCCCAUCCGACUGCUCCCCGAGAAGGAUGACGCCGGCCUUCCUCCCCCGAAGGUCACGCGGGGCUGCCGGCUGCACAGCUGUUUUGAUUACUCCCGGUGCCCUCUCACCUCUGGUUUUCCGGUCUACGUUUAUGACAGUGACCAGUUUGCCUUUGGGAGCUGUCUGGACCCCUUGGUCAAGCAGGCUUUUCAGGCUACCGCUCGAGCCAAUGUGUAUGUUACAGAAAAUGCAGACAUUGCUUGCCUCUACGUGGUCUUGGUAGGAGAAAUGCAGGAGCCCGCGGUGCUGCGGCCCGCUGACCUUGAGAAACACUUGUUUUCUCUCCCAUACUGGCGGACAGACGGACAUAACCACGUCAUCAUCAAUCUGUCCCGGAAGUCGGACACGCAGAACUUACUGUACAACGUCAGUACAGGCCGGGCCAUGGUGGCCCAGUCCACUUUCUAUGCCGCCCAGUACAGACCUGGCUUCGACUUGGUUGUGUCCCCACUAGUCUAUGCCAUGUCAGAGCCCAACUUCAUGGGGAUCCCACCGCAGGUGCCAGUGAAGCGGAAGUACCUUUUCACCUUCCAGGGCGAGAAGAUCGAAUCCCUGCGAUCCAGCCUUCAGGAGGCUCGCUCCUUCGAGGAAGAAAUCGAGGGUGACCCUCCCGCCGACUAUGACGACCGGAUCAUCGCCACCCUGAAGGCAGUGCAGGAUAGCAAACUGGAUCAGGUCCUGGUGGAAUUCACCUGUAAAAACCAGCCCAAGCCCAGCCUGCCCACGGAGUGGGCCCUGUGUGGGGCGCGGGAGGACCGCCUGGACUUGCUGAAGCUCUCCACCUUCGCCCUCAUCAUCACCCCGGGGGACCCCCGCCUGGUCAUCUCGUCUGGGUGUGCCACGCGGCUCUUCGAAGCCCUGGAGGUGGGCGCUGUCCCCGUGGUGCUGGGCGAGCAGGUGCAGCUCCCCUACCAGGAGAUGCUGCAGUGGAACGAGGCGGCCCUGGUGGUGCCCAAGCCCCGGGUGACCGAGGUCCACUUCCUGCUGCGGAGCCUCUCGGACAGUGACUUGCUGGCCAUGCGGCGCCAAGGCCGCUUUCUCUGGGAGACCUACUUCUCCACCGCCGACAGCGUUUUUAACACCGUGCUGGCCGCCAUUAGGACUCGCAUUCAGAUCCCAGCUGCUCCCAUCCGGGAGGAGGUGGCAGCUGAGAUCCCCCAUCGCUCAGGCAAGGCCGCUGGGACCGACCCCAACAUGGCUGACAACGGGGACCUGGACCUGGGGCCGGUGGAAACGGAGCCGCCCUACGCCUCCCCCAAAUACCUCCGGAACUUCACCCUGACCGUCACCGACCUGGCCCGCAGCUGGAACGCGGCCCCCGGGCCUUUCUACCUGUUCCCCCACACGCCCUUUGACCCCGUGCUGCCCUCGGAAGCCAAGUUCCUGGGCUCUGGGACGGGCUUUCGGCCGAUCGGGGGUGGCGCCGGGGGCUCCGGGAAGGAGUUCCAGGCGGCGCUGGGGGGCAACGUGCCCCGGGAGCAGUUCACGGCCGUGAUGCUGACUUACGAGCGGGAGGAGGUGCUGAUGAACUCCCUAGAGAGGCUCAACGGCCUCCCUUACCUGAACAAGGUGGUGGUGGUGUGGAACUCUCCCAAGCUGCCGUCGGAGGACCUCCUGUGGCCGGACAUCGGCGUCCCCAUCAUGGUGGUGCGUACUGAGAAGAACAGUUUGAACAACCGAUUCCUGCCCUGGAAUGAGAUCGAGACAGAGGCCAUCUUGUCUAUCGAUGACGAUGCUCACCUCCGCCACGACGAAAUCAUGUUUGGGUUUCGCGUGUGGAGAGAGGCGCGGGACCGCAUUGUGGGCUUCCCUGGCCGGUACCAUGCGUGGGACCUCCCUCAUCAGUCCUGGCUCUACAACGCCAACUACUCCUGCGAGCUGUCCAUGGUGCUGACGGGCGCGGCCUUCUUCCACAAGUAUUAUGCCUACUUGUACUCUUACGUGAUGCCCCAGGCCAUCCGGGACAUGGUGGACGAGUACACCAACUGUGAGGACAUCGCCAUGAAUUUCCUCGUCUCCCACAUCACGCGGAAGCCCCCCAUCAAGGUGACGUCACGGUGGACCUUCCGGUGCCCAGGCUGUCCCCAAGCCCUGUCCCAUGACGACUCCCACUUCUACGAGCGGCACAAGUGCAUCAACUUCUUUGUCAAGGUGUACGGCUACAUGCCCCUGCUGUACACGCAGUUCAGGGUGGACUCCGUGCUCUUCAAGACGCGCCUGCCCCACGACAACACCAAGUGCUUCAAGUUCAUCUAGGGCCCAAGCUGCGGGGAGAGGAUGGGGAGAGGAGGGGGAGAGGAGGGGGUGCUCCCGGGGCCCCUGCCGCCUCUGCCGGGCGAGGCAGUGGGCAUAGCGGGCGGGAAGCGGCUGCCUCGAUCUUGAGGCCUCGGAGCCCUGGUCAGGGCCGGGGCCCCACGCAGGGCACUG